UUCUUCAUUGGUGUGUGGUUUUUGUAUGUUCAUGGGAAAUCUCAAUUCUAUUGAUGCGCUCUUGUUGCUGUGUGUGUAAUUGUGAAGAGUACAAAGAGAAAACGAAUCAAGUUCACGAAACACCUCACCUUCUUGUCUUAUUCUCUCUCUUUCUCGCGUAAAACUUCAGGGUUUUUCUGUCUACAAAAAAGAAUAAACUUAUUUUCUAGAUCAGGAGGUUCCUUUUCGUCAUUUUUGAGAGACCCACAAGAUUUCAACCAUUAAUAAACUCUCCCAAAUAAAUCUUUCGACUCUGAUUGACUCUGUGAUUCUUGAUCAUCAUCACCAUCUCAAUUGGAACAAGCAAUUAGGUUGGAGAAGAUGGACACAGGAUUUGAUCCUGAACAAGUGAUUGAAGAAUUUGAGGGUUUAACCAAAGAUGCUAAGAGGAUUCAGACGGAAACUUUAAAGAAAAUCUUGGAAGAAAAUUCUGAAGCAGAGUAUCUAAAAAAAUGGCGUCUUGAUGGUAAAACUGACCCUGAAAGUUACAGUUCACGUGUCCCUCUUGUUACCCACAAAGAUCUCGAGCCUUUAAUUCAACAAAUUGCUGAUGGUGCACCUUACCCUAUUCUCACUGGCAAACCAAUUACCACAAUUACGUUGAGUUCUGGGACUACUCAAGGGAAGAGAAAGUUUGUACCUUUCAAUAAUGAGUUGACCGAAACAACAAUGCAGAUUUAUCGGACUUCUUUUGCCUUCAGAAACAGGGAAUUUCCGAUUGGAAAUGGGAAAUCUUUAAGCUUUAUCUAUGGCAGUAAACAGUUCAAGACAAAAGGUGGUCUACUAGCAGGAACUGCAACUACUAACGUGUAUCGAAGUGAACAAUUCAAGAAAACAAUGAAAGCAAUGCAAACCCCAUGUUGUAGUCCGGAUGAAGUUAUCUUUGGGCCUGAUUUCCAUCAAUCUUUAUACUGUCAUCUCCUUUGUGGUGUUAUUUAUCGUGAUGAUAUCCAGGUUAUAUCAUCUACUUUUGCACAUAGCAUUGUGCAUUCCUUCAGAAGCUUUGAGUUAGUCUGGGAAGAACUCUGUUCUGAUAUAAAAACCGGAACUUUAUCUUCUCGAAUCACUGUUCCAUCUAUCAGAACUGCCAUGGCCAAGAUCUUGAAACCAAACCCUGAGUUAGCAGACAAGAUUCAUGAAACGUGUUUAAGUUUGACAAAUUGGUAUGGAUUAAUCGAGCAUUUGUUUCCUAAUGCCAAGUACAUUUAUGGGAUCAUGACUGGAUCAAUGGAACCUUAUUUGAAAAAACUAAGGCAUUAUGCUGGUGGAAUACCGUUGUUGAGUGCAGAUUACGGGUCGUCAGAAGGGUGGAUCGGGGCAAAUGUGAACCCGACCCGCCCGCCCGAAAUGGCCACCUUUGCUGUGCUUCCUAACAUUGGAUAUUUUGAGUUUAUACCAUUGAGGGAGAUUGAUGUAGCUAGCCAAGAUCGAACCCUAACUGAGUUUGGUUCACUCAUGGUCGAACCGAGGCCCGUGGGUUUGACCGAUGUCAAGGUCGAUGAAGAGUAUGAGGUUGUUGUCACCAAUGUUGCAGGUUUGUAUCGUUACAGACUUGGGGAUGUUGUUAAGGUUGUUGGGUUCCAUAACUCGACUCCAGAGCUUCAAUUUGUUUGUAGAAGAAACCUAAUGCCGACAAUCAACAUUGACAAAAACACAGAGAAAGACUUACAGUUGUCAGUCGAAGCUGCAGCCAAAUUGUUGGCGGCUGAAAAACUUGAGGUGGUUGACUUUACGAGCCAAGUUGACCUUUCCUCGGAGCCGGGACGUUAUGUGAUAUAUUGGGAGGUAAGUGGCGAAGCAAGAGAGGAGGUGCUUAAAGAGUGUUGCAAUUGUUUGGACUCGGCGUUUGUUGAUGCUGGCUAUGUGAGUUCUAGAAAGGUUCAUGCCAUUGGACCGCUAGAGCUUAGAGUCUUGAAAAGAGGGACAUUUCAAAAGAUUUUGGACCAUUAUGUUGGAUUGGGGUCCACCUUGAACCAGUUCAAGACUCCACGAUGCGUGGGGCCAACUAACCAGAUAGUGUUACAAAUACUCGUCAACAAUGUUGUAGAAAGUUAUGUUAGUACUGCUUUUGGCUAGGGUUCGGGGUGGUUGUAGGGGCAGGGCAGGGUUGUUAAUAUGUAUUAUCAUAGUUUGCAUAUUUCUCGAAAGGCUUGAAACAAUAUGCUAUCAAUGUUGUAUAGAGAAGUUUGUGCUUCUUUUGUACUUGUGGACAUUCUAUAAAAAAAUCUUUUAGAA
Molecule: messenger RNA, 2274 nt
Organism: Lactuca sativa (garden lettuce)
Lineage: Eukaryota; Viridiplantae; Streptophyta; Magnoliopsida; Asterales; Asteraceae
Product: jasmonoyl--L-amino acid synthetase JAR4
Cellular component (GO): cytoplasm
Molecular function (GO): acid-amino acid ligase activity
Source: RefSeq, a predicted model, not a curated record